AAAAUCCCAAACAAGGAAAUGGUGGGGGAAUAAAACGACCAGAUUAUUUAAUUAAUGCAUGUAAUAAUUAAUAUUUUAUUUUAUUGUAAAUUAAUACGUAUUUAUGGGUUGAAAUGGAUUACGACUUCAAAACAAAGCUGGCAGCCGAGAGGGAGAAGGUGGAAGAUCUGUUCGAAUAUGAAGGUUGCAAAGUGGGUCGAGGCACCUACGGGCACGUUUAUAAGGCUAAGCGCAAAGACGGGAAAGAUGAAAAGGAAUAUGCACUGAAACAAAUAGAAGGCACUGGAAUAUCAAUGUCCGCCUGCAGGGAAAUCGCUCUGUUGCGAGAACUGAAGCACCCGAACGUGAUCGCACUUCAGAAGGUGUUCCUGUCUCACAGUGACAGGAAGGUCUGGCUGCUCUUCGACUACGCGGAACACGACCUGUGGCACAUCAUCAAGUUCCACCGCGCCUCCAAGGCCAACAAGAAGCCCAUGCAGCUGCCCCGAGGGAUGGUGAAGUCUCUCCUGUAUCAGAUCCUGGACGGGAUCCAUUACCUCCAUGCCAACUGGGUUCUACACAGGGAUCUGAAACCAGCCAACAUCCUGGUGAUGGGAGAAGGUCCUGAACGAGGAAGAGUCAAAAUAGCCGACAUGGGUUUUGCCAGACUUUUCAACUCCCCCCUGAAGCCGCUGGCGGACCUGGACCCGGUGGUGGUGACGUUCUGGUACCGGGCCCCCGAGCUGCUGCUGGGGGCCCGGCACUACACCAAGGCUAUCGACAUCUGGGCCAUCGGCUGCAUCUUCGCCGAGCUGCUGACGUCGGAGCCGAUCUUCCACUGCCGGCAGGAGGACAUCAAGACCAGCAACCCCUUCCACCACGACCAGCUGGACCGCAUCUUCAGCGUCAUGGGCUUCCCCGCAGGUAAUAAAGACUGGGAGGACAUCCGGAAGAUGCCGGAGUACCCCACGCUGCAGAAGGACUUCCGGAGGACCACGUACGCCAACAGCAGCCUGAUCAAGUACAUGGAGAAGCACAAGGUGAAACCGGACAGCAAGGUGUUCCUGCUGCUCCAGAAACUCCUCACCAUGGACCCCACCAAGAGAAUCACGUCGGAGCAGGCGCUGCAGGACCCCUACUUCCUGGAGGAGCCCUUACCCACCACCGACGUGUUCGCCGGCUGCCAGAUCCCCUACCCCAAACGAGAGUUCCUCAACGAAGACGAGCCCGAGGAGAAGACGGACAAGAACCAGACCCAGCAGCACCAGCAGCACCAGCAGCACCAGCAGACGACGGGCCAGAACCAGGCCCAGAACCAGCAGCAGACGGGGGCCCAGCAGGCCUCGUCCCAGCAGAGCUCGGCUCAGACCAACGGCACCGCCGGGGCCACCGCCGGUGGGGGCUUGCAGCACGGUCAGGACCAGGGCCCGCCCAACAAGAAGCCCCGGAUCGGGCCGGCCGGGGCCUCCUCGGGCCCCGGGGUGCUGCAGUCGGAGUACCAGCACUCCAGCUCUCGCCUCGGUUACCAAAACACUCAGAGUUCCACUCAGCCCCAGAGCACCAUGGGAUACACGUCGUCCUCCCAGCAGAGCUCCCAGUACUCCCACCAGAGCCACCGCUACUGAGACUCCCAGGGGCCCCCAGGGGAACCCCCCUGGAGCCAACACCGGACCGUCUCCCGUCCUCACAUUCCAGCUCAGACAUCACCUCACCGUUCAUCUGCAGGAACAGCCGGGGAAAAGCGCA
Molecule: messenger RNA, 1725 nt
Organism: Cololabis saira (Pacific saury)
Lineage: Eukaryota; Metazoa; Chordata; Actinopteri; Beloniformes; Belonidae
Gene: cdk19
Product: cyclin dependent kinase 19
Exons: 13
Coding region: 114-1604 (496 amino acids)
Biological process (GO): protein phosphorylation
Cellular component (GO): nucleus; cytosol; mediator complex
Molecular function (GO): ATP binding; cyclin-dependent protein serine/threonine kinase activity; RNA polymerase II CTD heptapeptide repeat kinase activity
Source: RefSeq, a predicted model, not a curated record